Cordyceps fumosorosea ARSEF 2679 is the source of this 921-nucleotide messenger RNA. Its product is annotated as HAD-like domain protein. NCBI's taxonomy places the organism in Eukaryota, Fungi, Ascomycota, Sordariomycetes, Hypocreales, Cordycipitaceae. Bases 1 to 921 code for a protein of 306 amino acids. The record is from RefSeq and is a predicted model, not a curated record. The transcript has 2 exons.
AUGUCUGACUUUGGCGAAGAGCCGCCCGCAGACCUCAUCCUCGAGGCAAUUGACGGUGAACUGUAUGGCCCCAAGCAGCCCAAGGUCAUUCUGUUCGACAUUGGCGGUGUUUGUGUUGUCUCCCCCUUUCAGGCAAUCCUGGACCAUGAAUUGAGUCUCGGCAUUCCCCCGGGAUGGAUCAAUUAUUCCAUUUCCAAGUCAGCUCCCAACGGUUUCUGGCACCGCCUCGAGCGAGGCGACAUUGCCAUGGACGCGGCUUUUUUCCAAGGGUUUAAUGGCGACUUGCACCAACAGACGCUGUGGGACGCCUUCUACAAGCGGGAAAAGGCAAAGAAUCCCAAGUUGGAGGAUGUGACUCCUCCAUUGCCGAAACUUGACGGUGAAUGGCUUUUUAACGAAAUGAUGUCUUCAUCAACAAAACACGAUCCCUGGAUGUUUCCCGCCUUGCAAGCGCUCAAGGCCAAUAAUAAAUAUAUCAUCGGUGCACUCAGCAACACCGUCAUCUUCCCGCCGGGGCACAAGCUUCACCAGCCCGACUUCUUCACCGGCCCGCUCAAGGGACUCUUCGAUGUGUUCGUCUCAUCCGCGCACGUCGGUCACCGCAAGCCGGAGCCCAGCAUCUACCAACUCGCCGCGAAGAGGCUGGACGAGUUUGCCAAGAGCAAUGCCAGCUCACCGCGGAAUCGCAGUCUGGGGUGGGAGUCUGGCGUCCAGCCGACGGAGAUUCUGUUCCUGGAUGACAUUGGGGAGAACCUCAAGGCCGCUAAGAAUGAGGGCUUCCACACGAUAAAGGUAAACCUAGGCAGAGCCUACGAGGCCGUGGACGAACUGGAGAAGAUUACAGGGCUGGACCUGGAGGGAGACCACCCGAAAAUCCCAAUCAAGCCCAGGUUCACACGCGGAAAGGCUUCGAAGAUAUAG